AUGGCGGAAGCUUCGUGCAGUGGCGGAACGCCCUUCAAGCAGCUCAUAGAUCACCAGUCCCGCGAUGUCAGCCAUCACCAAGACCGUCUAGUCAACGGCAGCCAGCCCCUCGGAGCUUUCCGAUCGCAGUCUCAAAACAUGGCGCAAGGUCCCCAAGAGUUUGAUGCCUUCAUGGGCACGCCGGCCGGUCUGCCAGGCAUGCCCCACGACCCCGCGGGCCGCCUCGCCGCCCACGCCGCCGCCUUGAAUCCCGCCCAAGCCUCGGCCAGCGCCUUUCGCCCGUCAGUCGCCCCCGAGCUCACAUACCACGCAUCCCACGCCGCUGCCCCGGGCAUGAGCAGCAACUGGGCGGCCGACUUUGCCAGCUUUGCUGCGCAGCAGCCGCAGCGACAGCAGCCGCAGCAACGGCCCGGCGGUCCCGCGUUUGCCGGUGCCGCCAACCCCAUGCAGAUGGGUGGCUUCCACGGCGCAUUCGCGCCGUCGCACGCGGGCAGUUUCUCCCCCUUCUUCGCGCCAGCGGGCGGUGCGUACGCGCAGCAGCCGGUGGCGGCGGCUGGCGAGGCCGACUUUGACCAGGAGAUGGCCAAGUGGAUGGCCAGCAACGCGGCUGCCUCGGGGAACAUGGCGCAGGUCGACGCCGCCAUGGAGCAGAUGGCGCGCGAGCUCGAGCUCAACGAUCAGGCGCUUGCGGACGCGGACGCGGCGACCGCGGCCACGCAAGACGAGGGGCACUUCUCGGACCUCGGCGUCCCGGAGAUUAACAACCUGUCGCUUGACAGCCGCGAGGCGCCCACCGUCACGCCGCCGGAGCCGCUGGAGGAGGAAAACACGGUGGCUGACAUGCUCGCCGACGACGCGCGGAGCAAGUCGGCCGUGUCCGAGGCGGCCGAGCGGCUGCUCGAGUCGGUGCAGCACGAGAGCGGCGAGAAGUGGCAGAACUCGGUGUUCCUCGCCCUGAUGCGCGACUUUCGCGACGGCAAGAAGGACAUUAUCGGCAACGAGGUGCAGCCAACCGAGGGCGCCGGCCCUUCGGGUGAGGCCAGCAGCAGCGCUGCCGACGCCGCCGUGUCGGAGAGUGUCGCCGAGGAGGCGUCUGCCCCGCCGGCGACGUGA
Messenger RNA from Cordyceps fumosorosea ARSEF 2679, 1113 nucleotides. RefSeq lists its product as hypothetical. Bases 1 to 1113 code for a protein of 370 amino acids. The record is from RefSeq and is a predicted model, not a curated record. The transcript is spliced from 2 exons. NCBI's taxonomy places the organism in Eukaryota, Fungi, Ascomycota, Sordariomycetes, Hypocreales, Cordycipitaceae.